This is a messenger RNA of Prorocentrum cordatum, 3065 nucleotides long. Lineage: Eukaryota; Dinophyceae; Prorocentrales; Prorocentraceae. The record is from the annotation of a GenBank genome assembly.
GCCUUCGAGCACUUGAGCAGGCAGUUUGUAAAGCUCGCCGACAGCCAGCAGGCCGACCUGGUCGACGCCUUCGAGCCGCUGCGCCAGGACCGACCUGCGCCGGCGCAUGGAGGAGGCCGCCGAGGGGCUGAACUGCUGGCUGGGGGAGGCGGGAGCGGGCGCCUCGGCCUCGCCCCAGCGGCUGGAGGAGCCACCUCAGGGCCAUAGACGAGGCUCCCUUGAUGCGCUGGUACAAGCGCUGUCCGGACCUGCAGGCGAAGGCUCGGUUCCUCCUGGCGCUCGCCGCGGUGCUGCGGGCGAUCGGCGGCGCGUCCGCGGAGCUGCAGGCAUUGGUGCAGGCGCACCCUCCGGUGGCGAGGCUGGUCGGGCAGCUCACCGACCGUUUCUUCGUCAUCCCAGAGCACGGCAGCGUCCUGACCGCUUGGCGCGGGGGUGGCUACAACCGGACGCUCUGGCGGGCCGCCCGGCGCGCCUCGGAGCGGCUGAAGGACGACCUGCAGGUGCGCCUCGUGAGCGCGCUGCGCAAGGCCACGGUGCCCGUGGCCGCGCCGCCAGGCACUAAAGCCAGACCGCAGUUGCAGCUGGAGCUCCGCGAGUGGCCGAUGACCGGGUGCCCCCUGGCCAAGGAGCUGCUCGAGUUCCUGCAGCAGCGCGGCAGCGAGCUCGGCGACCUGGGGCAGCCCGCCCUCGACGACUGCCCGCCGCACGCGCUGUGGCCCAGCACGCUGCGGAAGCUGCUGGGGCGGCUGGACGCCCUGGAGCUGGUGGACGCUACGGGCGGCAAGGACGACGCCCCGCCGGGCUCCCACCGCGGCGUCGUGCGCCUGCGUUGGGAGGCCGUGUCCUACCUCGCCUUCAAGGCGGUGGGUACCACGCCGCAGGCCGCGCCCGAGGCGCCCGGCCAGGGCGCCGCGGCCGCCGCGGGCAGCUCCGAGGCCUCUGGAGACGCCUCCGGGGGCCCCCGGGACGACUCUCGGAGGCCGGCGUCGCGGCGGCACGGCGGCGUGUUUUGCCGCAGCUUCCCCGUGCAGUGCCCGCAAGGGACAGGAGCGGGAGCCUCGAGGCAGGCGAGCUCCUGCUGGCGCGCGCGCCUGGAGGUGGGCAGCGAGGCCACUGGCGCGAAGACAUCUGCGCUCGGGAUGGAGGAGUCGGAGCGUAGCUUCGGCGAUGGCGCAGAUUACCCUGGGAGCCUCUGCUGCAAGCGCAGGGUCGCCUGCGAGCGGCGUGGGAUGCUCGCGCCAUCGCGAGUCGCCGUGGUCUCUCGGGGCACGUGGGGGGCCCUCCGCGUCUCCGCCAGGCUCAGCCUCGGCGUCGAUGCCGACGGGGGCCUCGUUCCUCUCGAGGCGGCCGACCGGCAGGCCCCACCGCGGCAGGGGAGCGGCGGGCAGUCCACUCUGGCCGUGGCGCUGCUCUGCUUCGGGGAGUCCGAGCAGCGGCAGCAGCAGCCGCAGCGGCGCUGCGUGUGGCAGCAGAUGCCGUGCCGGCACGGCCCCGAGCUGCGCGCCAUCCUGAGAGCGAGCCUGGCUCGGGCGCUGGGUGUCGAGCUGGGCGCGCUGACGUCCCGCAGGGCUCUGCUCGCACCGCUGCGGCCCCCUCCGCUUCGGCCCGGAGUCCCACCGCUGGCCUUGCUGGCCGUCUUGGCCCUGCAGGUCGCGCGCGUGAGCGGUGGCGCGUCGAAUCUCGCGGGAGACUGGCCCAGCUUCGCGCGAACCUCUGAUCCCAAAGCGGCUCUCGCCAAGGUCCGGGGCGCGGGCCAGCCCGCUCGCCCCCGCCGCGGGCUGCUGCGCCUCGUGGCGAAGGGAAGAGUGCGGUCUGCAGCCGCGCCCAUCGCCAUGGCGAGCGCGUCGCCAGUUUGCGCGGGCGCGCUCCUGCUGCCCCUGCUCGGCGCCGUCGCGAGCGCAGCCGAGGUGGCGCCCCCACUGCCGCCCGCGGAGGACCCGAUGGCCUCGGCGGCCGCCGCGGGGUCUGCCGCCCUGGCAGACGCUGUCCCGCGGACAGCCGCGCAGAAGACGAGGAACGGCCUGACCUUCCAGCAGGGCAGGGGCGUGAAGGCUAAGGAGGCGCCGAGGCUGCAAGAGGGGCGCGGCAGGAAGCUGCCCCUCGGGCCCCUCGCCGACGUCUGCAAGGCGCACGGCGUCAGCGAGCGCCGGGCCCUUCCUGGGCGCGAGGGGGAUUCAAGUGGCGCGCGGAAGCGUGUGAAACUGUUGGAAUUUGCGCGGGAGAUAUUGCUCCAGAUGUUCGGCGCCAGCGUAGAGCAGGUUCCGCGCGCCCCGUGGCGCGACGCGCAGUGCGGCCCCUCGAUCACGCUGGCGCCCGUCUCUUUGGAAGAGGAGGACGAGAAGGAGGCGAAUGUCACGAUCUUCGCCAUCGUCGUCGGCGGCGUCGGGCUGUCCCUCAUUGUCUGCUGCGUGCUGACGGAGGUAUACGUGCUCAGGAGGCGGAGGGCGCGCCAGCGCGUCCUGGUCAACGGCAUCAACGCCCAGAUCAGCGCCCUGAUGGGUCUCGAGGGGCCGCCAGCCGACGGGACCGGCGACGCCGAGGAGGGCAACGACAACAACAAGCCGCCCUCCCCGUCGGGGGAGGCGAGUACGCCCACGCCGCCCGACGACAGCCCCCACGGCAGCACCGAGGACAGCGGAGGCAGUGGCGGUGGUGACAGCGUGAACCUGUACAUCAAGCUGGCGAAGAAGACGCCCGUGGAGAAGAGCGGCGCCACCCUGCGGAACGACGGCGUGUCGCUGGAGAUUUCGGAGCUGCAGGACGAUGGCUUCCUGAGGGAGUGGAAUCGCAUGCACCCCGGCAGGGAGGUGCAGGUCGGGGACCGCAUCGUGAGCGUCAACGGCAUCUCCGGCAGUUGCAGCAGGAUGCGGCGCGAGUUUCAGCUCUCGCCCAAGCUCGACAUGACCAUCCACCGAGCCUCGUCCAAUCAGGUCAGCAACGUGGUCGAGGAGGACACCUCCCUCUACUCGAAGCUCAGGCUCCAGAUGGGCUACGACACUCCGCGGCGGGAGCCGACGCAUCCGUCUGGUGGGAUCUUCACCGCGCGAAGCGUUGCUAGCAUCUGA